UCGGUACUUAUAUCGGAGGUUUUUACAUCUCAGAAAGACUAUCAGUGGUGGCGGAUCAGGUUGAGAAGUGGCAAAAACAUGGGCUCCCGUGAUGAUCUAUCACGAGCGAUGCAGAGAAGAGGAGAGGAGGUUAAUCGAGGGGAGAGAGGGUUGAGGAGCGGAGAAGAGGAUUAUAUCUUCCGACUCUUUUUGUAUCUCGUAAUCAAAGGUGAGUUUCCGUGGGCAAGAAAAUGGGUGGGGAUCUUAUCGAGUGGGGACCUGGAGGUAUCGACGAACGAUCCUGGAGUAUACGUACUCGUUAGUCCGUAUUGUCGGCACUUCUAUCUGGGAUGUACUUCUCAGAAGAUUAUUAUUAGAUGGGCGGAUCAUGUGAAAGGUGUUAUUCAAAGCAAGAUGGGUAACGCGCCGAGACUUCACUGUUGGCUCAAGGUUUUCGGAUGGGAGAAGUACCUCGCCCUUCCUUUGAUAAGUAAAGUUUCGGACCCCUUCGCGGUGGAAAGAGCCCUUAUCAGGAGGUUUUCGCCCACUUUGAACACGCAAGGAAACAAGAGUGAGAGGAAGAAGACAAGGAGGAGGAAAGGGAAGAGGGAAAGAGGGAAGAGGGGGAGUAACCAGGUGGGGGGAACGGUCAUCACGUUCAACGGAAAAGCAUCGAUUAUCGAUGCAAUCAGGGAGUUGAAGCAAAGAGGAGGGGACCCACGGAUUCACUCUUCCGGCGGGACUAUUUGGGUAGAUAAAUGGAAGAUCGUCAAAGGGAAAGUAGGUGGUUGUGUUUUAGAGAUUAAAGGGUGUAGCUCAUCUUUAGGUGAUUGCAGGAAGGCGUUAGAAGAAGGUGGGGUCUUUCGGCUUAAGGUGAUUAAGAUAGUAACGUCAAGAAUCCAGCGCAGGAAGAAUGUUCUUCGUGAUCUCCUGCGCUUUCCUGGUAGAAUUCGGAGGAUGUAUCAGGCGGGAUCUGAGGAGCUUAUUGCUUUGUUCCGAACCACGACGCUCUUCUUCAAUAAGAAGACAAGGAACUACCUGAAGAAUGCCAUUACCAAGAUCGUGAGAAGGAAAUUUGGCGUCGAGAUCCGGAGGAAACCUUGCGUCAAGAUACCAUUCUCGCCAGGAAUUCGAAUAGGGGAGGUGAGCAGUGUUGCUGCAUGCAUGCUGUCGCAGACUCUGCCAGAUAAGAAUAUUUCUGCGUUUGUUGGAAAGCGUGUGAGAGUCGUAUUCAAGAAAAGGAUUACUGUGGGGGGAGUGAUUCACAAUCACCGAUUGUUCGCUGAGAUGGGAGAGGCGGAAUGUACGUGCCAGGGUCUUGAUCUUCCAAGGGUGGGAGGACAUGUCAAGGUGAGACUGGAGAACGUUGGGAGAUUACCAGCAUUUGUAACGAAUUCGAAGAAUAUCACCAAAGGUUACGAUGCUACCGUCGGCAUGCUGGAGGAAUGUAUUCGAGAGGGUUUGGAACCUUGGUCGAUGAGGAAGAUCAUCCGCGUGAACCACGAGAUGUUACGCAGAUGCAUCGGCCCGGCGAGUGUCGAGGUGUCACUUGCUAUGACAGUAAGAGAGGUAAAGGAGACGAUGGUGAUGUUCCAGAAACUAGCCGCCGUUCCUAUUGACCGAAACCCAGGUGCCACUCUUCUUAUCUGCCCAAGCAUGUAUGUUGAAGCAUGUAAACAGGUGUUCAAUCUCAAUCCGAGUUACGAGUCCGUUUUUCGCGAGGAGGUCGAGAUUCUCAGGUCGAUGAAGGAAGAUUACGAAAAGCGUGGUCUACGGCGAGUGGCAAGGUGGCAGACGGGAGGGAAAGUGGGACAAUCAUACAUUCUACCGAAAGCUAAGGAUCUAGAUAGAUGGAGACCGAUCUCUCCGUGCACGCACGAUCCAGGGAGGUUGGCAGGGUCGAGAGUAGGAAAGGCAAUCCGGUAUAUGCUGUUUGGUGUCGAUCGAAGAAUUCACUUUGAUUUGAAAUCGACCGAUGAGAUGAAAGAGUAUUGCGGACUGAUGCAGAAGAGAUUGGGCAGGAAAGCGGAUGGGGCUUUGAUUAGGAGUUAUGAUAUAAAGGACAUGUUUGCCCGCUUGUCACACCACAUCGUGUUAGAUGCACUAGCUUGGCUGAUUAAGUACCAUCAGGAUAGAGGUAUGAUGGGGGUAAAAGUCAGUGCGAGAGGAAAGAUUUGUGCCAUGAUCAGAAAAGUGAAAAAGGAGGAAGGGUUCGUGGUUUUGAAAUUUGAAGAUAUCCGGGAGGUUAUUGAAUUUGAGGUAACUCACACCUUCAUUAGAUGCGCGGGUGGGCUGUUGAAGCAAGUCUUCGGGAUUCCUAUGGGGAGGAAUUCGAGUCCGGCUAUUGCCUGUCUGGUAUGUGCAUUUGGGGAAGUUAACUUCGUGAUGUCACUGGGUAGAAUGAGGGAGAUGGUGUGCGGGAUGUGGAUGAUUGAUGAUGUCGCAGUAGCUGUAGCAUUCAAGGUAGGUGACCAGAAGAGUAUUUCCGAGGCCGAGAAUGUUCUGAACAGAUUUGGAGAAUGCUAUGACAACAGACUAACACUGGUCAGGAAAGAUGUAGGGGGCAACUCCUUUGAUUUCUAGGGAACUCGGAUUUUUCUGGAAAUUCAGCCCAUCAGAUUCGUCA
This is a messenger RNA of Chara braunii, 2605 nucleotides long. NCBI's taxonomy places the organism in Eukaryota, Viridiplantae, Streptophyta, Charophyceae, Charales, Characeae. The record is from the annotation of a GenBank genome assembly.